Verticillium dahliae VdLs.17 is the source of this 1053-nucleotide messenger RNA. Its product is annotated as vacuolar ATP synthase subunit D. Gene Ontology annotation, cellular component: vacuolar proton-transporting V-type ATPase complex; fungal-type vacuole membrane. Gene Ontology annotation, biological process: vacuolar acidification. The coding region runs from base 152 to 877 and encodes 241 amino acids. The record is from RefSeq and is a predicted model, not a curated record. Lineage: Eukaryota; Fungi; Ascomycota; Sordariomycetes; Glomerellales; Plectosphaerellaceae. Gene Ontology annotation, molecular function: proton-transporting ATPase activity, rotational mechanism. The transcript is spliced from 5 exons.
UCGCCCGACACCCGCUCGAACCUUCUCUGGCCCUGAUCUUUUGCACUGCAGCUUUAAGAUUGAUCCAAGGCUUGGACCCUGUGUGUCUUGAGCUGUGCCAUUACUCCGCCACCUUCCAGCUCUCCAGUAUCCUAUACCAAACCCUACCAUCAUGUCGGGUGCCGCCGAUCGGGAGGCUGUGUUCCCAACCCGGCAGUCGCUGGGUCUGAUGAAGGCGAAGCUGAAGGGUGCAGAGACGGGUCACAGCUUGCUGAAGCGGAAGAGCGAGGCCCUCACGAAGCGUUUUCGGGAGAUCACAAGACGAAUUGACGAAGCCAAGCGUAAAAUGGGUCGCGUAAUGCAGAUUGCGUCUUUCUCGCUCGCAGAAGUCACAUACGCCGUCGGGGGCGACAUUGGGUACCAGAUCCAGGAGUCCGCGAGGUCAGCGCGCUUUCGUGUUCGCACCAAGCAGGAGAACGUUUCUGGAGUGCUUCUGCCGACCUUCGAAAGUUACGUCACUGAAGGGAACAACGACUUUGGACUCACUGGCCUCGGCAAGGGCGGCCAACAAGUUCAGCGUUGCCGCGAAACCUAUGCUCGUGCUGUGGAGGCCCUUGUCGAGUUAGCCAGCCUACAAACUGCUUUCGUGAUCCUCGAUGAGGUGAUCAAGGUUGUCAACCGUCGAGACAUCAAUUCCGAGCUCGAUGAACUGGACAGAGAAGAGUUCUAUCGCCUGAAAAAGGUUGCAGGAAAGAAACAAAGAGACACCGCUGCGGCUGAUGCGGAAAUGAAGGCGAAGAGAGAAGCUGCGCUAAGCAAGACCGGACAGAAUGACAAGGUGGACGACGGCCCUACUGACUUGCUAGCCGCCGAGGAGGACAACGACGUCAUUUUUUAGGAUACGGAGACGUGCCACGAGGAGCAUGCUGGUGCGGGACUAAUUCGAUGAGGUAUAAGGACCACCCAGGCUAGCAGGACACGGAUGCGGACAGGUAUGAGCGAUAGCAGGUCUGACUGGCCCGACACUUGUCUCGAUACCUAGGAUGAAAGCACUAUAAGAACCAUUGCCAUUCA